AUGCUUGACUCCAUCACCUCAAAGUGCUUGACCAGAGUGGACCCUCAAACACCCAUCGUCCCGAUUAUCGACCCGUCGCGUCCGAGAACUCAAGUCUACAAAGUACCUGAUCGUCCAGCAGUACCAGCUCCACCCUACCUCAGCCCAGAAGAAUACGAAAGCGAUUAUUGUACUCCAUCCGUUCCGAUUGUCAUUGACAAUGGUUCCUGCUCGAUUCGCGCUGGAUACGGAACGAUGUCGUCCCCCUAUAUCGAUACCGACAGCGUUGUAUCACGUUACCGAGAUCGGAAAACAAACCGAACAAUCAUGCUGGCUGGAACCUGCUCCUACGUCGACGCCAACUCUCGCUCAAAUGCCAGACCUUUGCACGAAGAAGGUGUAGUCUGUAAUUACGAUAGCAUGGAAAACAUGUUGGACUAUAUUUUCUUGAAAUUAGGGGUCAACGCAGAUACGGUACAGCAUCCAAUUCUGAUGUCUGAAGCGUUAUGCAAUCCGGUUUAUACUCGGGGACUGAUGUCCGAGCUACUUUUUGAAACAUAUCAAACUCCAUCGGUUUGUUACGGGGUCGACUCCUUGUUUUCGUAUCACGAGACCCACCACGACCUCCCACAAGACCAGCAAACCUCUCUCGUCAUCUCAUCAUCUCAUUCCAGCACAACCAUCAUACCCAUCGUCUCUGGGGUACCACACAUCGCUCAAUCUCGCCGAUUGAACUGGGGAGGUCUUCAAGAAUCAGAAUUUCUACUCCGGCUGAUGCAAGUCAAAUAUUCAACUUUCCCAAGCCGGAUGACUCCUUUCCAGGCAUUUGAUUUGGUCCAAGAUCAUUGCAUAUUUUCUGCUGAUGCAUUUCAAGAAGAUAUCCGAAAGUUCAACAAUCCUGAUUUCUUGGCAGAAGCAAAUCGUGUCAUCCAAUUUCCAUUCAGUACUACUGAGGUGAACGAAAAAACCGAAGCUGAAUUGACCCUUCAAGCAGAGAGAAAACGGCAGUCUGGCUUGAGGCUUCAGCAGCAAACUUCCCGGAUUAGAAUGGAGAAGCUGCUACAAAAGGAAGCUGAUUUAGAAGCUUUCCAGCUGAUCCAAUCCUGGAAGACAAAAGAGUGUAAAGCCAAAUAUUUGGAACGACUUUCAUUGGAAGGCUUUGAAACCGAGGAAGAAUUGGAAGCCCUGGUCAAAAAAACGCAACUUCAACUGAAAAAAGCGAGGAAUAAAGACUUGGGAAUCGACGAAGAAGCUGAAAAGGGUGAACCAAGUUUCCCAUUGGUAGACGUGCCUGACCAUCAACUAGACGAAGAGGGACUCAAAGAAAAGCGGCGGCAAAAACUUAUGAAAGCUGGUCAUGAUGCGCGUGAGCGAGCCAAAGCUGAGCGGGAAGCAGAAAAGUCUCGACAAGCGGAGAUAGAAAGACGAGAUAAAGAAGACAGACUCUCUAAUCCUGAAGCUUGGCUGGGAAAAGUUCGAGCACAAUACGAGCACCUGUUAAUCAGAAUUAAAGAGAGAAAAAAACGGAGGGUUCAGCUUUCGGAUCGCAAGUCGCUCGCGGCUCAACAGCGAAUGAAAACGAUCUCCAACUUAGCCAGUGACCAACCCCCUGGAAAGACCGUCAAUGGGAACAAGAAGAGGAAGAAAACCAAUGAUGAUAACUUCGGCGCAGAUGAUGCGGAUUGGGCUGUUUAUCGAGAUGUUGUCGGAGCAGAUGAAUCAGCCGACGAAGAGGAUGAUUUGCUGGAGUUAAUAACGGUAGAAAAGCAACUACUAGAGCAUGAUGAUGCGUUUACGAUUGAGCACACGCGCGAACGCCAGAAACUCAAGCGGCACUGUCUGAUGAAUGCGUUCUACAAGGGGAUCUCACCCAGCAAGGAUGAUUCGAGCACGAUCAUGGCAGCCUUGGACACCGAGGGGAACGCCGAACAGAGCGCCCGCUUGCACAUCAACAUCGAGCGGAUCCGGGUGCCCGAGCCGCUCUAUCAACCUUUGCUCGCCGGAGUCGACCAGGCUGGAUUGGUCGAGGUGGUCCAAUACGUGCUGAAAGAAUUCAGCCAAGACGUCCAGGAUCGAUUAACACAGCAUAUCUAUUUGACGGGGGGACACAUCACGCUGCCGAAUUUCGACGUCCGGCUGUGGAACUCAUUACGCCCGAUCCUGCCCAUGGACUCGCCGUGCAACAUCUUCCGACCCCACCUGGCCACCCCAGAGGUCAGACUCUUGCCGUGGAAAGGGAUGGCCAGGUUCUCCUCGAGCCCCGAGUUCCUCCACGCCUCGAUCACUAAACAAGCAUACUUGGAGUGCGGGAACGAGUACCUUAAAGAACAUCGGUUCAGCAACAAGUUGAGCUUUUAA
Messenger RNA from Puccinia triticina, 2337 nucleotides. RefSeq lists its product as uncharacterized. Bases 1 to 2337 code for a protein of 778 amino acids. The record is from RefSeq and is a predicted model, not a curated record. Lineage: Eukaryota; Fungi; Basidiomycota; Pucciniomycetes; Pucciniales; Pucciniaceae. Gene Ontology annotation, biological process: regulation of DNA-templated transcription. Gene Ontology annotation, cellular component: Ino80 complex; cytoplasm. The transcript has 12 exons.